Messenger RNA from Suncus etruscus (white-toothed pygmy shrew), 5535 nucleotides. RefSeq names its product coiled-coil and C2 domain containing 2A (gene CC2D2A). NCBI's taxonomy places the organism in Eukaryota, Metazoa, Chordata, Mammalia, Eulipotyphla, Soricidae. Gene Ontology annotation, biological process: non-motile cilium assembly; protein localization to ciliary transition zone. The record is from RefSeq and is a predicted model, not a curated record. The transcript has 39 exons. Gene Ontology annotation, cellular component: ciliary transition zone. The coding region runs from base 1 to 5454 and encodes 1817 amino acids.
AUGUACAUCUGGUAUGACUUCCGUGUGGUCUUGCCCCAAGGUGGAACAGGACAAAAUGAUUCCAUGACCCUUUCCAGUUAUUCUCCUCAAAGGCUCAUUCUGUGUCCAUACAAGAGCCAAAGAUGUUUGUCUUGCUCUAUGUUACAAGUUUUGCCAUUUGCGCGAGUGGACAGUCGCGGAAUAAUCAGUUCAAAGGAGAAAGCUACUCCCCGAGAUAUAUCUGUAGCAUUCCUGGCUUACCUGGACCACCAGGGCCCCCUGGAGCAAAUGGUUCUCCUGGACCUCAUGGUCGGAUUGGCCUUCCAGGAAGAGAUGGUAGAGAUGGCAGAAAAGGAGAAAAGGGUGAAAAGGGGGCUGAAGUGGGGUUGCAUCCCACGAGGUGGGGUCAAGAUGAAUGCCAAGGAAGAAAAAGUGAAAAUAAUUACAGAGGAAUUCCUUGAAGAUGAAGCCCAGGCCAGCAAGCAGAAGAAACCUUACAAGGUGCAAAGGCAGAAACGAAAGAAGCAGGCCUGGGCGCUAGAUGUCAGUGCAGGAUCGCAGAUUCUGGGGGAGACCCGAAUUCCAUUCUACUUAGAACCGGGCCCGCCCCAAAUUCUGGCCCUGCAAGGAUCGCCCUCCUUGGGGAGGAGGGAGGAGCCCCCCCGUUGCUGCGAGGUCGCCCUAGCCCAGCCUGCUGGACCUGGGGACAUGGCAUCGAAAGAAAAACAUCUUGGCAGCCAGCCAGAAGCAGAUCUGGAGCUGGAGCCAGAGCCAGAGGCUGAGCCAGGGUCAGGGAACCCCAACACUAGCCUGCUGCAAACGGCCUCUCGGCGAGGCCCACGGAGCUUACCUCCAAUCCAGUCAGCAUCCAGAACAGGCUUUGCAGAAUUUGCCAUGCGGGAACGUAUGAGGGAAAAAUUACAGGCUGCAAGGUCCAAAGCAGAAAGUGCAUUGCUGCAAGAAAUUCCCAAGCCUCCCCCCAGGCGCCUGAGAAGUCCCAUUGCGAAAGAAGCAGAGACUGAGUUUGGCACUGAGCCAGGGAAAGAGGUGGAAAGAACUCAACAAGAUGAGUCCCAAAGUUAUUCCAGACUGAAGUUCCGUGAUACUGCACGAAAAAUUAAAUCUAAACCGCCGGUGCCACCUGGCUUUCCUUCUGCUGAAGAAGCCUAUAACUUCUUUACUUUCAAUUUUGAUCCUGAACCAGAGGAAUCAGAGGAAAAAUCAAAGGCCAGAAGUAGAGAUGCAACUACCCAAGAGGAGGAAGAAGGAGAGGAAGAAGAACCAGCUGUUCAAGAAGAAGUUGAUAAAACGCAGAGUGAGGAAGAACGUCUGAGUGAUAAAGAAGCAGAAGAUUUUUUACUGGGCUUAGAUCACAUGGCCGAAGAGUUUGUGGCCAUCAGACCUGCAGAAUAUGAAAGUGUACAUGCUCGACUGCAAAUGGAAAAAGAACUUCUGUUUGUUCCCAGAAGGACCACAGUACCGACCUACAAAAAGCUGCCUGAGAAUGUGCAGCCUCGCUUCCUGGAAGAUGAAGGGUUUUAUAUUGGGGCCACACCAGAAGUGCCGCAGACCAACCGGAACAUCAUGGAGAACAGACUGCUGGUGCAGGAGCCGGAUAGAAAAUGGUUCGGAGAUGAUGGCAGAAUUGUCGCCUUGCCAAACCCCAUCAAACCUUUUCCAUCAAGACCACCAGUGUUGAUAUCUGAACCCAAUACCAAGGCAGAACUUGAAACGCUGUAUAAAAAGGCUGUAAAAUACAUGCACAGUAGUCAGCAACAGAUGGGAUCUGGAGACUCACCUGGAAACUUCCAGCUCGACAUUGAUAUUUCUGGUCUGAUCUUCACACAUCAUCCCUGUUUCAGCAGAGAGCAUGUCUUGGCAGCUAAGCUGGCCCAAUUGUAUGACCAGUACCUGGAGAGACGCCAGAGGAACAAGGCCAAAUUCCUCACCGAUAAGCUUCAAGCUCUCAGAAAUGCUGUUCAGAUGGGCCUUCAUCCAGCAAAAAGUCACAAGUCUCUUGAGACUCCCCAGAAAACCAUUCAAGAGUAUAAGUCUGAAAUCUGGCAAACAAGAAAGCUGCGUGACACAGAACAAGAAAAAGAUCGAACGCUACUAAAGACCAUCGUCAAAGUCUGGAAAGAGAUGAAAUCCCUUCGAGAGUUCCAGAGAUUUACGAACACACCCUUGAAACUUGUUUUGAGAAGGGAAAAAGUUGACCCGAAAGCUGAUGAGGAAACCUACGAAGCAGAGAUUCGGGCUGAGAUCAGCGAGUGGCUGGAGGAACAUGCAGCUGAGUACGAAGAGAGGCUGCAAGAGUUCCGUGCUGCCCAGCAGCGGUGGCGGGCCUGGAAGAAAGCUCAGAAGAAGAAGAAAAAGAAGAAAGAAGAAGCGACAGAUGAAGCUCCAGAGGCAGAUAAGGAGGAGGAAGAGGAGGAAGAGGCAGAUUCUGAGGAAGAGCCAGUGAAGCCGGUGCCCCCAGAGCCCCCAGAUCCUGCAGCUGUGGAGCAGCAGGUGCGGGAGAGAGUGGCACAGAGCAGGAGGCGACCUGGGGAGCCUGCUCUAGUCCCAGAGCUGAGUCUGGCCGGGAGUGUGACGCCCAAUGAUCAGUGUCCCAGGGUGGAGGUCACGCGCAGAGAGGACAUUAAGAGGCGCUCCGUGUACUUGAAGGUGCUCUUCAACACCAAGGAGGUGUCCCGGACUGACAGCCGGGCUCUCGGGACUGACUUCCGAGUGCACUUCGGACAGAUUUUCAACCUACAGAUAUUCAACUGGCCUGAGAGUUUGACACUGCAGGUGUAUGAAACUGUGGGACAUGGUGGCGCCACCUUGCUAGCUGAAGUGUUUCUGCCCAUCCCAGAAACAACCAUCGUCACUGGGAGAGCCACCAUUGAAGAAGUGGAGUUCAGCAGUGACCAACAGGUGGCGCUAGACCACGAGGGUGUUGGCAGUGGGGUGCCUUUCUCCUUCGAAGCUGAUGGCAGCAAUCCACUGAUUCUGAUGACAUCGGGGAAGGUGUCCUACAGUGUGGCAUGGGCUGUUGGAGAGACGGGGAUCCCCCUCAUUCCACCACUGUCACAGCAGAAUGCCGGAUUUAGAAGUGUGUUGAAGAGGGCAGAUGCCAUCUCCGCGAUCGGGACGUCAGGAUUGACAGACAUGCAGAAGUUGGCCAAGUGGGCAGCCGAGUCCAAGCUUGACCCAAAUGACCCCAACAAUGCUCCAUUGAUGCAACUGAUCUCGGUGGCAAACAGUGGUGAAUCCUAUAUUCCCAAGUUCUUUCGACUCGAGCAGCUCCAGCAGGAAUUUAACUUCAUUUCCGAUGAGGAAUUAAAUCGAUCCAAACGCUUCAGACUUCUUUGUCUUCGAAGCCAAGAGGUUCCCGAAUUCCGAAACUAUAAGCAAAUUCCAAUAUAUGACCGAGAAAUUCUGGAGAAAGUAUUCCAGGACUAUGAGAAACGAUUACGAGACAGAAAUGUGAUUGAAACCAAAGACCACAUAGAUACCCACAGAGCCAUAGUAGCCAAGUACCUUCAGCAGGUUAGAGAAUCCGUGAUAAACCGUUUUCUGGUUGCAAAACACCAUUUUCUUCUCACUGACUUGAUAGUAGAAGAAGAAGUUCCCAAUAUCAGCAUUUUGGGUCUGAGCCUCUUCAAGCUGGCAGAACAAAAGCGGCCGCUAAAGCCAAGGAGGAAAGGGCGGAAGAAGGUGACAGCGCAGAACCUGUCAGAUGGAGACAUCCGGCUGCUGGUGAACAUAGUCCGGGCCUAUGACAUUCCCGUGAGGAAGCCCAACACCAGCAAAUUCCAACAGCCCUCAAGAGCCUUGAGGACUUUCAGCGACAGGCAUUCAGCCUCCCCUACCACACACAGCCCGACCCAGGGCGCUGACCCCAACUUUGGCCAGGCUUUAGUGCGUCCCUUUGUAGAAGUUUCUUUCCAACGGACAAUUUGCCAUACGACAACAGCCGAUGGCCCAAACCCCAGCUGGAAUGAAGAGCUCGAACUCCCCUUCAGGGCCCCCAAUGGGGAUUACAGCACCACCAGUUUGCAGUCGGUGAAAGAUGAUGUGUUCAUUAACAUCUUUGAUGAGGUGCUGUAUGAUGUCUUAGAGGAUGACCGUGAGAGAGGCAGUGACAUCCACACCCGCAUUGAGAGACACUGGUUGGGCUGCGUGAAAAUUCCAUUUAGCACCAUCUAUUUCCAAGCUAGGAUUGAUGGGACCUUCAAAGUGGACGUCCCGCCUGUUCUCCUGGGCUAUAGCAAGGAGCGUGGUGUGGGUGCCGAGCGCGGUUUUGACCCUGUGCGCAGUCUGAGUGAUGGUUCCUACCUCACCCUCUUUAUCACCAUGGAGCCUCAGCUCGUGCCCGGGGAGCCACUUCGAGAAAAGUUUGAUUCGCAGGAAGAUGAGAAAUUACUUCAAGCCACAGAGAAGUUUCAAGCCGAAUGUGCCUUAAAGUUCCCGACCCGUCAGUGUUUUACAACCGUGAUCGACCUAAGUGGAAAGACUGUUUUCAUUACCCGCUAUCUCAAGCCUCUGAACCCCCCUCUGGAGCUCCUUCACGCCCACCCCAAUAACUCACAGGCAAUGGCAGAGCUGGUGGCUCGAUAUGUGUCUCUGAUCCCUUUCUUACCAGAUACGGUCUCCUUCGCAGGCAUUUGUGACCUGUGGACCACCUCAGAUCAAUUUCUUGACCUCCUGGCUGGGGACGAAGAGGAGCACGCAGUCUUACUCUGUAACUAUUUCCUCUCCCUGGGGAAGAAAGCCUGGCUUAUGAUGGGAAAUGCAAUUCCUGAGGGUCCAACUGCCUAUGUGCUAACUCGGGAACAAAGCCACUACUUGAUUUGGAAUCCCUGCAGCGGUCACUGUUAUGGACAAUUUGACACAUUCUGUCCCUUAAAAAGCGUGAGCUGUUUAAUAGGGCCUGAUAAUGUUUGGUUUAAUAUUCAACAAUAUGAUUCCCCACUAAGGAUAAAUUUUGAUGUCACCAGGCCCAAGUUAUGGAAAUCUUUCUUUUCAAGAAGCUUUCCAUAUCCUGGACUUUCCAGUGUUCAGCCAGAAGAGCUCAUUUACCAACGCACAGACAAAGCAGCAGCCACUGAACUCCAGGACAGGGUUGAAAAAAUACUGAAAGAGAAACUCAUGGACUGGCGGCCCCGCCACCUGACCCGCUGGAACAGGUACUGCACGUCCACGCUGCGUCACUUCUUGCCCCUCCUGGAAAGGAGUCGAGGAGACGACGUGGAAGACGACCAUAGGGCAGAGCUGCUCAGACAGCUGGGAGACUACAGGUUCUCCGGAUUUCCCCUUCACAUGCCCUACUCUGAAAUGAAGCCUUUAAUUGAAGCCGUGUACAGUACCGGAGUGCAUAAUAUUGAUGUCCCCAACGUCGAGUUUGCUUUAGCCGUGUAUAUCCACCCAUAUCCCAAAAACGUUUUAUCCGUCUGGAUCUACGUUGCCUCCCUUGUCCGCAACAGAUAGCAUUUUCACUGGACUUUUAAUGGUCUGUAAAAAUUGUAAUUAGGUUGAGGAUAUAUAUAUAUAUAUAUAAUUUUUUAAAUA